UUUGCGUAGUAUGAUUCACCGUGCGCGUGUACAUGGUAAAGCAAAGGGAAAAGUGGUGAAUUAGUUGAAACCAUGGCGGAUCAGCUGCAACAGUGGCUGUUUUCGUCAGAUCCUUUAGGGGAUCUAGACCCAAAUUUACAGUCUCCGGGUGGUAGCGAUGUUCUCCUCGACGAUAUUGACGAUGUUAUCAAAUAUGAAUGUCCAGAUGAUUCUCUUCUACUUGAUACCUCCUUGGGAUCGGCCAAUAUCAAUGAUUCUGGCUUUCUGUCACCGGACUCACAUUUUGACAUGCUGUUGACAUCUCAAGCUUCAAGGCUUCAAGAUCAACAGCAGCAACAGCAACUUAGUCCAGUGCAAGUGUCCCCCAAUCAGACGGUACAGCCAGUCGUCACACAGCAGAUUCAGAGUCAGCUCCAGGUCCAGCAGGCAGAAAAGGAGCAGCUACAGAACCAACUGCAGCAACAACAGCAGCAGGCCACUGUGCAGAUACAGCAAUUGCUGCAACAGCUUCAAAAGCAAGCACAGCGUCAGGCCCAGUUGCAAGAACAGCAAAAGCUGCAGCAGCAACAGCAAAUUCAACUCCAGCAGCAACAACAGUUGCAGCAGCAACUUUCACCCACAACACCUUUGACUGUUCAGCAGAUAGUGCCACAGUCAUCCACCCCUAGCUCUCCUAGCACCCUUAGCACUGUUGCUACUUCUCCUGUGCCAACUACAAGUAACACAGUGACAAACAAAACAGUGGUGGCAUCGCCAACGAUUCAGUCACUGUCUCUCACCCCACAAGUGUUGCAAACAUCAUCAAGCCCACAGCUUACAGUCCAGUCGCCUAAAAUAGCUGUCUCUCCAACUAAGCCAGCUCAGCCAGUCACAACGAGUUACCAACAGGUUGUUGUUCCGACUCAGAUCAUCAAAGCUGAAUCCACCAAGUGUGUACCGGUCGUCUCUGUUACAAGUGCUUCGGUCCACAUCAAUGAUGAUGGUGCAGUCAUCACAAGCAUUCCCAUGGUGGUGGACAAUGACAAACUGCCUAUCAGCAGACUGACCUCAACCCGUGCCGAAGCUCCACCCCCCAAGAAGGGAGAGAAGAGGACAGCGCACAAUGCCAUUGAGAAGCGUUAUCGUUCCAGCAUCAACUCUAAAAUACAAGAGCUCAAACAGAUGGUGGUUGGACAUGAUGCAAAGAUCCAGAAAUCGGGCAUUCUUCAGAAGGCUAUAGAUCACAUCAAGUUCCUACGCAACACCGUCAACAAGCUGAAACAAGAGAACAUGGUGCUGAGGGUUCAAGCAGAGAAAACCAAUCCAUCUAACACACUCUUGAGUGACUCCAUCAAAGUGAAGACUGAACCAAUGACUCCACCUCCUUCUGAUACCAGCUCACCACUCCGCAGUCCCAUCAGCAGUACGUCAGAUGUAAGCAGCCCGGACAUGUGUGAAGAAGAAGCCAUGGAACAGAACUUCCCCUACAGCGAGGAGGACGACUUCAAGACUGAGCCUCUCAGCCCCAGCGGUCUGCUGGACCGAACCCGUUUGGCUCUCUGUGUCUUCAUGUUCUGUUUCCUUGCCUUGAAUCCCCUGGGGUUCUUGUUUGACCCGGCUGGGUCUUCUACAAGUACUUUUGACAGACCGCAUGGACAUGGGCGCACCAUUCUUGCCGAAGAAGAGACCAUUGAACAGACAUGGUUUCAGUGGCUGUUGUCAUCUUGUCUGGUGUGGUUCAUCAAUGCAGCGGUUGUCAUAGGCUUCUUAGCAGGUGUCUUCAUAUUUGGAGAACCUGUCACCAAGUCACACAGCGAGGCAUCAACAACCUUCUGGAGACACAGGAAACAGGCUGAUCUAGAUCUUGCCAGAGGAGACUUUGCUGCUGCUGCCAGUCAACUACGGACCUGCCUAACCGCCUUGGGACGCCCUCUUCCAACUUCCAGGUUGGACCUGUUGUCGUCCCUUACAUGGAACCUAGUACGUCAUGUUCUAAACCGCCUUCUGAUUGGUCGUUGGCUGGCCACACUUGCCGGUGGUCUUCGUAGGAAGAGGGAAGGAGAGAAGUGUCUUGAUGGCAAGGCGUCUGCUCGCAAUGGAGCAUUGGUCUACCAUAAACUCCAUCAGCUUCACAUGGCUGGUUACUUGACGGAUGGUGACUUGUAUGCUAUCAAUAUGGGUCUUUGUGCCAUGAACCUUGCUGAGUGCACUGGCGAUACCAUCAGUCCAGCUACAUUGACUGAGAUCUAUGUCACUCAAGCCCUCUGCUUCAAGAUCAGACUUGGAAGCAGGCUGCAAGUGUUCUCGAGAUAUUUCCUGAGCCGUGCUCGGCACAUUGGAGCUGGUGGUUCUGAGUUGCCAUCGCUGCAGUGGUUGUUCCAUCCCAUGGGCUACCAUUUCUUCCUGUAUGGCACUUGGACCUGUCAACCCAAAGAGAGUCUCUACAGCAUUGCUGGAAAUCCAACUGAUCCACUGUCCUUUGUCAGCCAGGCUUAUAGAGAGCAUCUCUUGGAGAAGGCUGUCUAUUCCUUGGAAUCUCCAACUUCAAACCCCUCUUCAAGAAAAGCUAAAGCCGAAAGUGAUCCUCAAUGUUCUGAAACACUCCAGUACCUUCAGCUUCUGAGUGAGUGCUCUGAUGCAGCCAGCACCCCAAGACAGGCCUUUGCCAUUGGCUCAAACAUGUCUGCUGCUUCAGGUGCUGAUCCUGUUUCCAAAUGGUGGUGUAACAUUGUCUUUGUGGCUGUGUACUGGCUCCUUGGAGAUGAUGCUGCAGCGGAGAGGCUCUAUUCUGCAUUGGAGUGUCUGCCACAACAGCUGCACAGUACAGAGGACCCUCUUCCCAAGGCCACGCAGUUAGCCUUCAAAGCCAGGAAAGCUUUCCUCAGCCCAGACAGCAACAGGAAAGACCCCAUGCUGGAUGAGUGCAUUUACAUCUGCAACAAGUCCAGUGCACAUCUGAAGAGCAGUCUCAACUACUCGGGGCAACAGCGCUGUGAGAAAAUCACACAGGCACUGCAGGUGUUGGUUUGUGACUGGCUUCUGUCGACACGUACAGCUGUCUGGCAGAAGCAGCAAGGCUCGUCAAGUGUGCAGGUUGUCCCCAUCUCCCCUCAAGAGCUCUCUUCCUUCCAGCAAGAUCUCUCCUGCAUUCGUAAACUUUCCACAUCUAUCAAGGCAGCUGUGCCCAGGGUGUAUGUGUACCAAGCCACAGCUAGGCUGAUGGCUGGGGCACACCCUGCCAAGACCCAGCAGCUUUUGGAUAGAAGCUUGAGAAGACGGGUCACUAAUGCUUACUCCAGCAUGAAAGAUGAUGAUGAAGUAACAGUAAGUGAUCGUGAUCGAGCCUCUGCCCUUUUGAUGGCCUGCAGACAUCUUCCCUUCCCUCUUCUCUCCUCCCCUGGCCAGCGAGAACGCAUGCUUGCCGAGGCAGCCAGAGCCCUAGAGAAGAUAGGCGACCACAGGGGCCUGCAAGACUGUCAACAGAUGCUGAGAAGUCUUCAGAAUGGGGGCAACAAUUGUAAUGCCACCGUAGCUUGCUGUUAGUUCCUCAUGGCUGAUUUCAUACAGCUGCAUGGCACAACAUUUGGCUGAGCACAUAAACUACUUGGUUAUUAAACUGGGCAUGGCACUGAGAAAAGUUUACACAGAGAGAGCUUAGUACAUAAUGACAAAAAGAAGUUAUCCACUCAUUUUGCUGAGUGCAUACAAUCUGCUUAUCAGCUGUAUGAAGUAAGCCAGAGUGUUUUUCCUUGUUUGUGGUACUGUCCGUAACUACUGGACAUUGUGAAUAAAUUUUUAUCUUAAGUUCAGUGUACAGGUGUUUGAACAAAAGACUAAUUGACAUUGAUGAUGAGCACUGGAGCAUAUUUUAUUCCAUAGUAAAUGUUCAGCAGAUACAAAAAGAUAGAAAGUGGAAUUACAGUACCAAGUACUAUUUAGGAAAGUUUUGUAAUAAAAAUUAAUGUAACAUUGAAGUAUGAAAUAAUAUUUAUAUUUUACCGUCUGUACGUGUUUUUUUUGUUUGUUCAUCACUUUUCAUUGCUUUUGGCGAGAAAAUAUACAAUUUUAUGGUCCCAUCAAGGUUUAGAUUUUUAUUUGCAAGUAGAAACAUUUCUGUAUGGAGAUAUUGAUUUUGGCCAGUUUAAAAGUGGACAGGUCAUAUAGUUUGAAAUUGAUGAAGGCAGAAAGUGGUAAUUCGAACCUGUGCCGUGUUCACUUUGUUCUGCUCAUUACAACGAAAAAUGUUCUUUGACACAUUUACGGAAGUCAUGCAACAAUCCAAAACGUUAUCUUAUUUUGUAAGGAAUACAAAUUUACUGUAUCUUUGAAAUCCUGUAUUUAUUUGGCUUUAAUAAUGUAGUUACUCAGAAGAAAUCGAAAGUUCCCGAAUCUUUGGAGUUGAUUGCAUUUUCUCGUGUACGAAGGAGAUGUGCAUAGAAUUAAGCUUUUGUACGAAUUCUGAAUGCAGUCAUUUCUCAUGUUAACUGUGAAAUGUUAUUAAAGAUACAUAUCCUUGAUUUCUUGUUGACCUUCGCAUCUAACUGUUGAGUGGUUCCUUUUUGCCUUUUAAUAAAUAAAAUGUUUAAAGAUUCUGA
Messenger RNA from Acanthaster planci (crown-of-thorns starfish), 4574 nucleotides. Its product is annotated as sterol regulatory element-binding protein 1-like. The record is from RefSeq and is a predicted model, not a curated record. NCBI's taxonomy places the organism in Eukaryota, Metazoa, Echinodermata, Asteroidea, Valvatida, Acanthasteridae. Gene Ontology annotation, cellular component: nucleus. Gene Ontology annotation, biological process: regulation of transcription by RNA polymerase II. Gene Ontology annotation, molecular function: DNA-binding transcription factor activity, RNA polymerase II-specific; RNA polymerase II cis-regulatory region sequence-specific DNA binding; protein dimerization activity.